This is a messenger RNA of Gopherus evgoodei (Goodes thornscrub tortoise), 987 nucleotides long. RefSeq names its product neuropeptides B and W receptor 1 (gene NPBWR1). The coding region runs from base 1 to 987 and encodes 328 amino acids. NCBI's taxonomy places the organism in Eukaryota, Metazoa, Chordata, Testudines, Testudinidae. Gene Ontology annotation, biological process: neuropeptide signaling pathway. The transcript has a single exon. Gene Ontology annotation, cellular component: neuron projection; membrane. The record is from RefSeq and is a predicted model, not a curated record. Gene Ontology annotation, molecular function: neuropeptide binding; neuropeptide receptor activity.
AUGGCUAACUUCUCCUCGCACCCCGAGCCCAACGCGUCCUGCGCGCCCUGCGCCGGCAGAGGGGCCCCGUGGCCCAACGCCUCCGCCCCGCAGCUGCUCCCCGACUUCUACCUGGCCGUGCCCAUCAUCUACUCCCUCAUCUGCGCCGUGGGGCUGACGGGCAACACCGCCGUCAUCUACGUGAUCCUGCGGGCCCCCAAGAUGAAGACGGUCACCAACCUCUUCAUCCUCAACCUGGCCGUGGCCGACGAGCUCUUCACCCUGGUGCUGCCCAUCAACAUCGCCGACCACCUGCUGCGGCAGUGGCCCUUCGGCGAGUUCACGUGCAAGCUGAUCAUCUCCAUCGACCAGUACAACACCUUCUCCAGCAUCUACUUCCUCACCGUCAUGAGCAUCGACCGCUACCUGGUGGUGGUGGCCACGCUCCGGUCCAGGAAGGUGUCCUACCGCACCUACCGCGCAGCCAGGCUGGCCAGCCUGGCUGUCUGGGCCCUGGUCUCCAUUGUCAUCUCGCCCUUCGCUGUGUUCGCCAAGCUCCACCGGGAGCAGGGGCGCUCCCAGUGCGUCUUCGUCUUCCCCAGCCCCGAGAGCUUCUGGUGGAAAGUCAGCCGCCUCUACACCCUCCUGCUGGGCUUCGCCAUCCCGGUCUCCACCAUCUGCGUCCUCUACACCGCUCUGCUGGCCAAGCUGAGACGCGUGCGCCUCCACAGCAACGCCAAAGCCCUGGACAAAGCCAAAAAGAAAGUGACGCUGAUGGUGCUGGUCAUCCUGGCCGCGUGCCUCUUCUGCUGGACUCCCUACCACCUCAGCACGGUGGUGGCCCUCACCACGGACCUCCCGCAGACCCCCCUGAUCAUCGGCAUCUCCUAUUUCAUCACCAGCCUCAGCUACGCCAACAGCUGCCUCAACCCGUUCUUGUAUGCCUUCUUGGACAAUAAUUUCCGGAAGAGCUUUCGCAAGCUGGUUGAAUGCAGGGCGUCCUCCUAG